Molecule: messenger RNA, 1203 nt
Organism: Phaeodactylum tricornutum CCAP 1055/1
Lineage: Eukaryota; Bacillariophyta; Bacillariophyceae; Surirellales; Neidiaceae
Exons: 1
Coding region: 100-1203 (367 amino acids)
Biological process (GO): base-excision repair
Cellular component (GO): nucleus
Molecular function (GO): damaged DNA binding; zinc ion binding; DNA-(apurinic or apyrimidinic site) endonuclease activity
Source: RefSeq, a predicted model, not a curated record
AGCUUGACUGUGAGCACGAGUCGGCACAUAACCGAACGAACAGGCAAAAACCAAGAGACUAGGCCGAAGUAUCAAUCACACCGUUGCGAUCGAGAAACAAUGCCCGAAUUGCCGGAAGUAGAACAAUUCCGUCAACUCCUGUUGCCAUUGGUUUCGAGUUCCAGUCCCAUUCAAAUUUCCGCAUGGAAAGACAAUCCUCCUAGAGUAUGGCUCAGUGAAGAGCAAAUAAAUUCUUUAUCGGGCAAGUACUACUGUGUGGAUAUUUUGCGUAAAGGCAAGCAGCUUUGCAUAGUUUUGCAGCCGAGCAAGGCCAACGGCCAGAAAAAGGAACCGAAGAAGUCGGUCUACCUGUAUCUUCACAUGGGCAUGACGGGGCGGAUUAGCAGUCCCAACCGCGAAUCUGGUUGGGGGCGUCAAAGUUCCAAAGUAGCCGACAUUGAGUACCCUCCGCGCUAUACAUACCUGACUUUCGCGACGGAACACUACCAAGCUGCGUUUUCAGAUCCUCGUAAAUUCGGCAAGGCCGUUCUAUCGGACAAUUUAGAUCCUUUCGGUCUGCUAGCUCCGGAUGCUCUGAAUUGCAAUGAUGAGAAGUUAAUUCGCAAUGAAAUUAUUCCCGGUUUUGUGGAACAAACCAGAAGUAUUAAAGCGAUUUUGCUCGAUCAAAACCGAGUGUGCUCAGGGGUUGGAAAUUGGGUUGCGGACGAAGUUUUGUAUCAGAUCGGGAUGCAUCCUGAUCAGCAGUACUUAACCGAAGAACAGGGCUCCCGCUUGUUCGAAACGCUGCAGGCAAUCGUUCGAACUGCGGUAGGAUGUCUGAAUUCUGAUACCAAAUAUCCGGACAGUUGGCUGUUUGGCUAUCGAUGGACUAAGAAAAGGGCCGGGAAAGAUGCCGCAGGACGCGCCCUUACUUUCCUUACAUCGGGAGGCAGGACGUCGGCAAUUGUGGCGUCAGUUCAAAAGCUUAAUAAACGACAAGGAAGAAGAAACAGCAGCGAGAAUAGUCACCGUAAUACUCAUGUUAAAAUGACCGCGGAAAUGGUGGAAGAGGAACAAAACUACCCAAAAAGAAAGGCUAAGCGAAUCAAGCGGACUGCGAUUGUUUCUCCUCUUUCUGAAAAAGUUGGAGAAUCUGGAAUGAAGAAGGACUUCAUCCUUGAGGAGAAAUUGACAGUAAGACGUAGUUCACGGCUUCGUUUAUAG